Messenger RNA from Colletotrichum karsti, 1095 nucleotides. Its product is annotated as plasma membrane iron permease. Gene Ontology annotation, cellular component: high-affinity iron permease complex; plasma membrane. Gene Ontology annotation, biological process: iron ion transmembrane transport. The coding region runs from base 1 to 1095 and encodes 364 amino acids. Gene Ontology annotation, molecular function: ferrous iron transmembrane transporter activity. NCBI's taxonomy places the organism in Eukaryota, Fungi, Ascomycota, Sordariomycetes, Glomerellales, Glomerellaceae. The record is from RefSeq and is a predicted model, not a curated record. The transcript is spliced from 4 exons.
AUGGCUAUCAACGUGUUCUCAGUUCCCGUCUUCCUUGUUGUUUUUCGUGAGUCCUUGGAGACUGGUAUUAUUGUCUCUGUUCUCCUGGCAUUCCUCAAGCAGACACUGGGAGGCAGUGGCCAAGAUGUGCAAGUCUACAAAGCGAUGCGCAAACAGGUUUGGCUGGGAACAGCCAUCGGCCUCCUGAUUUGCCUAGUCGUUGCUGGUAUCAUUAUCGGCGUCUUUUACGGCGUUGGCAAGGAUAGCUGGCAGGCGCACGAAUACUACUACGAAGCCGCGUUUGCCCUCUUCGCUUCGAUCAUCAUCACUCUGAUGGGUGUUGCCCUACUUCGGGUCGGAAAGCUACAAGACAAAUGGCGCGUCAAGUUGGCAAAGGCGAUGGAAGCUCCCGCAAAGUCAUCUACAUCUGCUGGCCAGUCGCGCUUCAAGAGGAACAAGGAGAAAUACAUCAUGUUUAUCCUUCCGUUCAUCACCGUUCUGCGCGAGGGCAUUGAGGCUAUCGUCUUCUUGGCCGGCGUUACCUUCGCUGCGCCUGCGACCUCCGUUCCCCUCCCUGUCAUCGUUGGCUUGAUUGUGGGCAUUGUCGCCAGCUACCUGCUGUACAAGAGCGGCUCGACGUCUAAACUCCAAAUCUUUCUCGUGGCCUCCACCUGUCUAUUGUACAUCGUCGCUGCUGGCCUGUUUUCUCGUGCCGUCUGGUUCUUCGAAGCGCAGGAGUGGAACCAAGCCGUUGGUGGCGAUGCGGCGGAGGUCGGAAGCGGUCCAGGUUCCUACGAUGUCGACAAGAGUGUCUGGCACGUCAACUGCUGCAGUCCUCAGCUGAAUGGUGGUGGUGGUUGGGGUCUCUUGAACGCCAUUUUUGGUUGGAACAACUCUGCCACUUACGGGUCUGUGAUAUCCUACAACGUCUACUGGAUUACCGUUAUGGUGUGGCUCGUCACUCUCAGAUUCCACGAGAAAAAUGGCCACUGGCCGUUCAUGAGGCCCAAGUCCACAGUUGAGCCUUCGCCCUCGCCCGCUGAGUCGCCUAGCAACUCCGACUCGCCAGUCGAACAAUCCAAGCAGAGCGCUGCCACGACCACGAACGCCCUGUAA